This is a messenger RNA of Trichomonas vaginalis G3, 771 nucleotides long. RefSeq lists its product as uncharacterized. NCBI's taxonomy places the organism in Eukaryota, Parabasalia, Trichomonadida, Trichomonadidae. Bases 1 to 771 code for a protein of 256 amino acids. The transcript has a single exon. The record is from RefSeq and is a predicted model, not a curated record.
AUGGCGACAUCGAAUGAAUUGAUUAACAAACUUUCAGGAGAGUUAAUUAAAACAUUUUCAAUUUCGGAUGGAAUUUACACUCCUUCUGAAAAAGUUUCAUCAAUUGACUCUAACAUUUGGACAAAAGGAAGCAAUUCAGAUCAGAAUCCAAAUGACCAAACAAUUGAUCUUUUCAAUAUUCUUGUUGUUCCUUCAACAGUUAAGUACAUGGAUGGAUCAUAUUUGUCACAAGCAAAUGUUUAUACUGCUUGUUUUAAUAUAACUGAUUUCAGUGCAAUUCCUUCAUCAGCAAAAGUUGUUUAUACAUCAUUUUAUGCUGAUUCGAAAUAUAAAAUUGGAGAUUGCGGAUACGAUCUUCCUUUCGAAAAAUCUCCAAAUAGAAUGAAAGUUCUUAAGAUAUUGGAAUGCCUUGAAGAUGAAAUUGAAGAAAACACAGAUGUAAAUACAACAAAUACUACAACUCCUCAGCCGGAUAAUCAAGGAAAUAAUGAAGCUUCGAAGAAACUAAAUGGAACAGAAACAGGCUUGAUUGUUGUUGUAGCUAUACUGGCUGUAGCAUUGAUUGUUUUGCUUGUUGUUUACUUCGUUUUCUUGAGAGAAAAGAAAGUCAAAGCGAGAAUGCCUGUUCAAACUUUGAAUUCUACGAAUAACCAAGAAAAUAACCCUGACCAAGUCGAUCCUGGUGAACCAAAACAGGGCGAACAACAGAAAAAGCAGGAUGACGUCAACAUUGAACUUAACAAUGAUGACGAACAAGUCCCACUUCCUUAA